AUGGGAAACAGCGGCCCCCAAGGCAGAGGCAGGGAGAGGCUGGGGGUCAAAUGGACGUAUAGUGGGCCAGAGGGAGAACACCAUUGGUCCAAGCACUAUCCAUUCUGUGGGGGAGCCUUCCAGUCUCCCAUUGACAUCCAAAGAGAUUUCCUGCAGUAUGAUCCAAACCUGCUUCCCAUUGAGAUUCAGAACUACAACCUGUCCUCCAGUGAGCAGCUCACACUAGGAAACAAUGGACACUCCGUUCAGCUUUCCUUGCCCUCUAGUAUGUACAUCUCCAGCCUGCCUCAGCGAUACUCAGCUGCGCAGCUCCACUUCCACUGGGGCUCCUCCACUCUCCCCUCAGGUUCUGAGCACACCAUAAAUGGCAAACAGUAUCCAGCAGAGAUGCAUGUGGUGCAUUUCAACUCCGAUAAAUAUCCCAACAUUUCUAUGGCUAUGGACAAGUCUGAUGGCCUGGCAGUGCUGGGAGUCUUGAUGGAGCUGGGUGAAUUCAAUCCUGCCUUUGACCAGUUCCUCAAGUACAUCAAUGGUAUCAAGUACAGAGAUCAGAAAUUGCAGGUUCCAGCCUUCAAUAUCCGUGAGCUGCUUCCGUCCCGUCUGGAUGAGUAUUAUCGUUACGAUGGCUCGCUGACUACACCACCCUGCUACCCCAGUGUCCUCUGGACAGUGUUCAGAAGACCUAUCACCAUCUCACCCAAACAGUUCCAGACACUGGCAAGCACAGUGUAUUCUUCUCAUGCACAAGAGUCUGCUUCAGUUCCUCUCGCCGGAAACUACCGGAAGCCACAGCAAAUGGACAACAGAGUGGUCUUGGUGUCCUUCCAGGAGGGCCGAGGGCUGCAUGGUACUCUCACAGAGUCCUGUCCUGUCCAGAGAAGGAAAGUCAUUCAUCAGCUGCUUUUGGGUGACCUAGCAGACCUGGCUGAUGAACGCCUCCACCAGCCUCUGCCGAUGGAUACAUAUAAGGCCUCCGCAGCAAACCAGCAGGCAAACAAGAAGAGUCAUCGCAGCUGGAGUCAGGCCACACAGAAGCAGCAACAGCAGAAGAAACACAAUCCCUCUAUCUGGAAGAAUCCUCAAAUUAGCCGCUAUGUGAGGAAGAGUAGUCUGAGUUUUGUCUCCUUGGAGGAGAAUGUCUCCUAUCACCUGAAAAGAUUUAACGCUGAAGACAAGCUAAUCCAAACCUUGAGGGAUGUUGCUUCACUUGAGCUGAAUCUCAAGAGCUACCUGGACUGCAAAUCCCAUCUGAGCCCCCAAACCGUCAGGCAGCUUCUCCAUGGCAGACCCUCAGAUGAGGCAACUGAACUGUACCAGUCUCUGACCAAAGCCACGCUUGGGCAAAGGAAGAGGCCUGUGAUACAACCACAAGGCUUAAAGCUGAACAAUGCUCAGAGCACGGUCCACAACAGCCACAGAUUUCAGCAUGCAGAACGGGAGGAUUAG
This is a messenger RNA of Chanos chanos (milkfish), 1446 nucleotides long. RefSeq names its product carbonic anhydrase XII (gene ca12). Bases 1 to 1446 code for a protein of 481 amino acids. Gene Ontology annotation, cellular component: plasma membrane. The transcript has 9 exons. Lineage: Eukaryota; Metazoa; Chordata; Actinopteri; Gonorynchiformes; Chanidae. The record is from RefSeq and is a predicted model, not a curated record. Gene Ontology annotation, molecular function: carbonate dehydratase activity; zinc ion binding.